CCUGUGUACAGCUUAUGCUUAACUUCUUUCUUGACGGCGGUGCAAUCACGCUUGCAUAGCUCGUAACCUUUUUUGCAAGCAAAGGGUGCUUUGCAAGAUGGACGUAGGAUUAAUUUCUGAAAUGCAAUAGUUAUCAGGGACUUAAUGCGCUUGCUUGCUUAAUAAGUCUUUUUUGCUGGGCUUGGGAGCAUGCUCAAGUCGAGCGUCAAUUGCGCUUCGCCGACCCAUCAUCGUUCGCCGAGUAAUACCCGCCGCAACAUGUCGCUGUCGGGCAUCUGGGUAGCGUUAUCCGUAAGGAGUUGCCCGCUAGCAUCUAGACCGCUGGCUUGCGUCAUGGCCAGCGCCAGAACAAUGCUCCCAGCGUCGCCCGCCGCAGUAACCUCCUCGCGCUUCCAGACGCCCAGUAUGGCCUCAUCGCUCAGAACAGCAGUAAGAAGCGCUCAAUGCACCCUUCCGCGCUUCGGGAUGUCCAUGUUGUCAUCCCAUCCAAGGCGACACACAGCGCCUGGACUGCUCCGGGCUUUAGCAACGGAGACCGCAGCAGCGGGUGUGAAGACAGCUACGGUUGACAACGUCUCAGAAACAGCUGCAGAUCCCAACGGUCAAGUCCAGACGGUUCUGCUGGAGGUGGGCGGCAUGAAGUGCGGCGGCUGCUCCGCGGCCGUGAAGCGCAUGCUGUCGGGGCGGCCCGAGGUGGCUGCCGCGGCCGUGAACCUACUGACGGAGACAGCGGCGGUGCAGGUCAGGGGCUCACCCGAGGAGCUGGGCCCCGCGUUAGCUGCGUUCAUCAGCGCUCGCGGCUUCCCGGCGCGGGUUCGAUCCGCGGCGGCAGCAGAUGAUGAAGGGGAGGAUGGUACGGCAGCUGCGGAUCCGCUGGGGCUGGCGGCGGCGGAGGAAGCGGAUCGCAAACGCCAGGCCGAUGCUCGCCGCAGCCUGCUCGACCUUUCCGCUGCCUGGCUGCUGGUGGCCGCCUGCGUGGCGCACCACAGCGGUCACCUGCUGCACGCCGCGGGACACCACGAGGUGGCGCACCUGCCGCUGCUGGCGGCGCUGGCCGACCCGCGGGUCAGCGGGGCGCUUGGGGCGUUUGCGCUGCUGGGACCCGGACGCAGGCUGCUUGUGGACGGCUUCCGGUCGCUGGUGUCCGGGCACCCCAACAUGAACAGCCUGGUUGGGC
Astrephomene gubernaculifera is the source of this 1177-nucleotide messenger RNA. The record is from the annotation of a GenBank genome assembly. Lineage: Eukaryota; Viridiplantae; Chlorophyta; Chlorophyceae; Chlamydomonadales; Astrephomenaceae.